Messenger RNA from Closterium sp. Yama58-4, 984 nucleotides. NCBI's taxonomy places the organism in Eukaryota, Viridiplantae, Streptophyta, Zygnematophyceae, Desmidiales, Closteriaceae. The record is from the annotation of a GenBank genome assembly.
AUGGUGGGAAUGGACUUGCAAUGGCACAACCAGGCUCGCUUACUCCACGCUGACGUGGCUGCCGAUGGCGAGGGGAUAACGAAGCGGGAGGCGAAGGCGAGGCCCGAGGGGACGGCGGCGGAGAAGGUGGGGAGGAAAAGCGCCUCCCGACGCAGCAGAAAGGGACGCCGCGCUGGCGACGAGCUCUUGACCGAGCGUGACGCCGCUGACAGCGGCGAGGAUCGUGAGAACGGUGAUGGAGAUGACGGGGCAGCGGCAGGAGCAGUAGCUGCAGUGGAAGCAGCAGCGGCAGCGGCAGCGGCAGGGGAUAGUGACGCGGCAGCAGCGGAGAGCGAGAAUGAGGCCCGUCGCCCCGUGUCGUCCAUCCGCCCUCCUCGUCGCUCCGCCUCCCGUGCCUCAAGAGCAGGCGGCACAAGGGCAGGCACGCGGCCGGGCCCGCCUGUGGCGCUGAGCGUGCGUGACGACCGCGGAUGGACGAUGCUGCACAUCGCCAGCCACAUGGGCAACGUGCGCAUGGUGCGGCAGCUACUGGAGGAGGGGGAUGUGGCAGUGGACGAGCCGUCGCUGGGCCCAAAGCACGCGGGCGCGACGGCGCUGCACCUGGCGGCAGCAGCGGGGCACAUAGCGGUCAUGGAUGCGCUGCUGGAGGGCGGAGCCAAUAUUGAAGCGCGCACGCGUGGUGCCUUUGGCUGGACCCCCCUGCACCACGCAGCCCGGCACAAUCGGCGGCGAGCCAUCCGUUUCCUCCUGGAAAGCGGGGCGUUCCUGGCAGAGGACAUGCAGGACCCGCGCUUCAACCCGCCACUGCACUACUGCCGUAGCCUGCAGUAUGCCUACCAGCUGCAGCAGGCUAUGUCUGGGGGAGGUGGUGGGGAGGGGAGUAGCAGUGGGGAUGGCAGUGAGGGGGGCAGUGGGAGCGGCGUGGAGGGAGGCGUGGUUGGGGAAGGUGGGGAGGAGGGGGAGGGGGCGGUGGUGGGGAGUUGA